Penicillium digitatum Pd1 is the source of this 369-nucleotide messenger RNA. RefSeq lists its product as uncharacterized. The record is from RefSeq and is a predicted model, not a curated record. NCBI's taxonomy places the organism in Eukaryota, Fungi, Ascomycota, Eurotiomycetes, Eurotiales, Aspergillaceae.
AUGACCAAGUUGAUGCGUCAAAGGAUCACAUUCCAGACCCGAUUCUCUAUUAGAGCUCUCUCCACAUCACGGACUCAAACACCUCGCACUUCCCUAUACCGAGGCUACGCGACCAAAUCCUCAAAUGACCCCGAGCAAGCAACCACCACCCACCAGCCAGACUUGCCCAACCGCCCAAUCCCCUCUAACAAAGCAAAGCCCACUCUCAGCAAGGGAGAACAGUCGCCUCUUACGGACCGAGAGGGGAACCCGAAGAAGGAUCUCCCUGAGGACGUGAAGAAGCACAACCAGGAGAUGGAGGAGCGGUACGAUAAGCCGUAUAACUCCACUGGUGAUGAUGGCACAGUCAAACCUGCUUUCAAGAGCUAG